GGAUAAUGCUCGCUGUCGCCCAUGUCAUCCACGUCCCCUCCUCAUUUCGUCGUGGUGCCUGGUGCCCACCGUAUCCCGAGCGGCCUAUGCAUGUAUGGUUGUAUGUAUCUAUGCUGUAUGUAUCUAAUUGUAUGUAUCCAUGUAUGUGAAUCUAAACAUGCGGCUGUUCCUGAGCACCAGCACCACCACCACCACCAGCCAAUCUCCCUACUUUUCCCUCUCACAAAGACGACACCCCCAUCAUGUCCUCCUCCUUCUUCUCCUCCUCCUCGGUUGCGCCAAUGCCUGCUCAUAUCGUGUUAUUAGACUGGAGCACCUGCGUGGUUAGCUCCCUGUCCGUUUGCAAUCACCCUGCCAGCUUUUCAACAACAACAACCACACAAGUCCAACCUCUCCACACUGCCGCAUGCGGCUCUCUCGCUGUCUACCCGCGAGAAGCAGAUGAACAGCCCUUGCGCGCUGCGGGAAUCUCCCACUCGCUCAAGCCGGCUAUCCAUCUCUCAGAUCUUUCUUGGCUACCCCUCUUUCGCUCUUAUUGCCCUCUAAUCCUCCUCGGGCACGACGGCAAGCAAUCACAGCGCAUGGAUACCACUUGCCCGCUGCACUUCCGCGUGCCAACACUCACAGCUCUCUCGUCUUCACGCGGUCCGAAGCUCAUCACCUCCAGCCCGAGUCCGAGUCUUCGACAGUGAGAUUGGCAUGACUGACAUGUUUCACCGUACCCGUUCGAGGUGGGUCCAUCCAACCCGGGAUGGAAUUUGGCC
Messenger RNA from Cucurbitaria berberidis CBS 394.84, 764 nucleotides. RefSeq lists its product as uncharacterized. The transcript has a single exon. The coding region runs from base 243 to 692 and encodes 149 amino acids. The record is from RefSeq and is a predicted model, not a curated record. Lineage: Eukaryota; Fungi; Ascomycota; Dothideomycetes; Pleosporales; Cucurbitariaceae.